Prorocentrum cordatum is the source of this 1316-nucleotide messenger RNA. The record is from the annotation of a GenBank genome assembly. NCBI's taxonomy places the organism in Eukaryota, Dinophyceae, Prorocentrales, Prorocentraceae.
UCCUCCUCCUCCUCCUCCUCCUCCUCCUCCUCCUUGCGGGCAAGCUGCAGGUGUCCCGCGCGCGGCGGAGCUCCUGCUGCUCGACGCCUCGAGGCGUUCGAUGCCUGGGGCCCCGCCGAGAGUCUGGCGCCAGGCUCUCCGCGCGAGCGCGGCGCAGCUCCGCGCGCCCGCGGGGCCGCCCCGCGGGGUGCCCCGGCGCGCGCGCGUUUUUUUCCGAGGGGGCUGCGUGGGCCGCCCGAGGCCGCGCCGCGCGAGGUCCGCCCCCCUGGCGCGGCCAGAUCCGCGCGUCCUCCGUGCAGAAGCCGACGGAGGCGAGAUCCCGCUGCGAGAAUUUGUGCAUGACCGCCGCCCGGGGCCCCCUUGGGAUCGAUCUUCGGGGACCUCGGCAGGCGGUGGAUCUGGAGAAGUUCGGGGGGCCCUGGCAUGUCUAUACUUUUUUGGUCGCGGGCGGACGCGGAUUCGCAGUCGCCGAGCUGAGAGGUCCGGGCCACGGGCCUGUCAAAUUAGCAACGCGCAAGCCUAAAAGCACAGCGGCCGAGCCCGCGCUCAGAACCUGCCGCCGGUGGGGCCGCGGGCCGCGGUGGAUCUGGAUGUGUUCGGGGGGUCAACGCCCCGACUGUAUGUCUAUACGCACCGCCGUGCAAGAAUGGCGACGGUCCCGCCGGCAGAAGGCUGGCGGGGCGUCUGGAGCCAGGGCUGCCGGUGCCGGCCACAUGAAGAGUCCCUCCCUCGUUCUGAGGCGGAUCGAUUCACACAGGACAUGGAUGACAUCACCACGGGCGUGGGCCCAUGCGCAGAUGUCGCCUUCCCCGAAGGAAUGCCGGGACGGUCCGUCCCUGCUCACAUGUACAGAUGUCCUCGCCCUCCCCCCUGGGGGUGCCCGCGGGCCGUGGGGCCCCGCGCCUCCAGGGGAGGGCGCGGGCGCGCGCGACCUCCGUGACGCGCCCGCCGCCGGCCUCCCACGCGCACCCCGCCCUCGCCGGCUCCCGAGCCACCGCGCCGCUGCCGCAGGGCGACGGGGGCAGACAUGUGACGGAACGGGCCUCGUGACGAAAGCGUUCGGUUGCCAGGCGGCAGGCACACGACUCUUAGCGCCGAGGUCGGGGGAGCCCAGGUCGGGGCCGGCUCGCAGCGGCGAUCGCAGCGGCGCCUGCCGUCGACUGUUCCGCUGCGGCCAGGGCCCGUUGCUCAGCGCCGUCGCGGCGGCGGCCCCGGCGGCGAGCUAUUUCCUGCGAGCUGUCGGCGUGCUUGGCAUCGCUCGGACGUGUGCAUUGCUUCUCCGCGAGGGCCAUCGAGGAGCAUCUCUGAUCGUUUAG